AUGCCACCAACGCUGCUAUGUCCGCCGAUGCGGUUCGGCACGGUGGCGUUCCCAUUGCCGAUGUCGGAAUGGGACGCUGAGUCGAGUGCGAGUCCAUCGACGUCUUCGCGCAUUACGUCGUUCUCGGAAUGCGUGUACCGCGGUGCCUACCCCAAGCAUCGGAAUCUGCGCUUCCUCGAGACGCUGCAUCUGCGCACGAUCGUAUCGCUCACGCCGAAGCCCAUUACGGAUGACCCUGUGUUGGCUGAGUGGGCCCGUGCACAGAAUGGCGGAGCUGGUAUCCAGGUCCUGCAUGUGCGCACGGAAAAGCCGAAGGAAGAUACGGGCGGUCUCACACGCGAAGGCGCCGCGCGAGCGCUCAUGGAGGUCCUCAACUCGGAAAACUUGCCGCUGUACAUACACUGCCUGGAUGGCGUCGACGUCACGUCGACGCUGGUCGCGUGCCUGCGCAAGAUACAAGGCUGGUCCGAGGCCGUGAUCCUCGCUGAACUGACGCGCGGCGUCCACGCGUGGGCGGCGAAGUCAGCGGGUAUGCAGGACACCGCACCCAAGCACCUCGCGCAUUUCGUGGAGCGGUUCGGGCAGCCGAAUGGCGUGCUGCUGCCCCAGCGCGACCGCAUCCCAUGCUGGCUGUGGCCGCGCUCGAGUGUGCCGCCCCUUGCGCCGCACGACACAUGGGACGCACGCCCCGUGUCCGUGCAGCACCCCACGCUCCAGAUAUACUUUGAGCGCAGCGAGAGCUAUAUUGCGUCGCAACAGGCGCGCUUCGGUGCGGUAUGGAGCGUAUUUGACCACACGCGCUCACGCACGCCGAGCUCGCUGUCGAUCUCGGAUAGUUCAGAGAUCCCCGACAUGCCUGGCUCGCCGGACAAGCGGACCGUGACGCGGCGGUUCUCCGAUGUGACGCAUGCCAAGCCGGUGCGCUCGCUCGACGAGACGUGGGCGUACACGUCUGUCGACGACCAGGACCUGCGCACGCCGCGUGCCAAGCCCCAGCACGUGGACGGUGAUAUCCCGCCGUUGAGUGAUGUGACGCGGGGCAUGGCGCUGGACAUGCCGUCUACGUCGCCCUUCGACGACCGCACGCCGCUGGUCAUGGCGCGAGACGCGCCGCAGCGGGCCGGCGACGUGGUCGACGACGACAUUCCGCUGCUCGGCCCGCCUGUCCAGCUGGACGAGAGCGACGAAAGCGAGCCUGUCGUCGAAGACGUCGUGGACGACGAGGACGACGAGGACGAAUUUGCAUACGAGCCCAUGAGCGAGAGUCUCGAAGCACUGGAUCUCGAGGGGUAUUCGUAG
Malassezia restricta is the source of this 1299-nucleotide messenger RNA. Its product is annotated as tyrosine phosphatase family. Gene Ontology annotation, molecular function: phosphatase activity. The coding region runs from base 1 to 1299 and encodes 432 amino acids. The transcript has a single exon. Lineage: Eukaryota; Fungi; Basidiomycota; Malasseziomycetes; Malasseziales; Malasseziaceae. The record is from RefSeq and is a predicted model, not a curated record.